CUUAAUUUCUCCCCUCAUCAUCGCCGUAUAUAUUACCCCGCACACCGUGUGCUGUGCUUGAUCGCGCAGCAUACGUCCUGCCCCCUUGUUCUGGUUAUAAUUAACUAGAUCCCUGGGAUCCGUACCCCCGACUCUCCGAGUCUGCCCCUCUCGUCAUGUCCACCAGUGACGCCGUGUUUCAUCGGCGGAACAAGCAGGUUCAAGAUGCCAUUGAUGGGCAGAACCUUAAGCAGGCUCUUCAACUGAUUGAUAAGCGCAUCAAGAAGGGCGAAGACACUAGGUUCCUCAAAGCGUGGAAGGCAAACAUCCUGUACCGUCACGCCGACGAUGCAAACCGUAAUCGCGGUAUCUCGGAGACCCUCGAAUUAUGCAAAGCUGAACCGCCCACAACGGACCUCGACACCCUCGAUAUCCUCCACGAGACGCUGGAGCGCAUGCCUAACCAUGCGGACACCCUGAGAAGUAUCUGGGAGAAGGCCUCGAAGGCCAAUUCGAAAGAUUUGGAUAUUCAAAUGAGAUGGUUCGAAUAUGCGUUCGAAGGUGACGAUUGGAAGUCCGCACAGAAGGCUGCUAUGGCUCUUCAGAGUAACUUCCCCAAGACAAGGAAGUACCACCUGUGGGCCAUCUUCCUUAGCUACCUCGUCUCCAUCGACCAAGCUAGCUCCGAGGCUGAUCGCAAACUCUUUGGAAUGCUGGCCUACCGUAUGAUAUCCAAGGCUGCCGAAAGUGUUCCUUCCGAUUCGAAAGAAUUGCUGAGCCCUCCCAGAGCUAUCCAAUCGGCCGAGGAGUUGCUGUUGCUCAUUAAAAUAUUCGAAUCCCAAGAACGUCAUGCCGAGAUUGUGAAGAUCCUUGAUAGCGAGAAUCUUGGUAUUAGCUCGCGCGUGAUCCAGAACGAUUGGUCAUUCAUCGGAGAGAAGCUUUCGAGCCUGGAAAAGGCUCAGAUGUGGACAGAUGGCCUGGCCUACACAAAGGCGCUGCUUGCGAUCCCGACGAACGAAGCUGAACAAAAAGCUCUCCAGGAGCGUGACGACUGGGCUGUAUGGCACCUUCUUAUUGCUGCAACCAAAAACAUCAACACUUCAGAGACCACGGACGCGACACAGAAGUUCGUUGACGAGUUUGUUGCGGCUGUACCGAAGUCCCGCAAUGCGCAAUUGGCUCGACUUGACCUGAUGCACUGGACCUUCCAGGCGGGUAACCUGAAGGCCGAUGACCUAGUAACUGCUUGUCAGGAGUACUUCGAUCGCAACAAGCACAAGCUUUAUUGCUUUGGUGAUUUGCGAAGCUACGUGCCAGCACUGGACAAGACCUCCGUGUUAAAAUUCGUAGAAUACAUAUCUGCAAGCGCAGCCGGACAAACUGACGAGAAGAACCCGUCCAAGGAGGUUGCGAAGAUCAAUGCGCUCAAGUGCGAAUACUGCUUUCUACUGUCGGCAAACGAAAGUAAUGCAUCUAAGACGAAGGUCGAGGAGUUCGUUUCUCGUUGCCUGCAGGUCUAUCGCGAAGUCGAGCGCCCUGAAAAGAGCUCAGCACCAUCUACGAUUGAGAGUCAGCCCAGUGAUGACUUGUGUCUGCUUGCGGCCAUGAGCUUGAUUCGCUUUAGUGGCGCAUGGAUUUCCGACAGCAGCGAACAAGUCCCGGAUACUGUUCUGAUUCGCGCAGCAGCAAUCUUGGAACGUCUUUUGGUUGACUCGCCUCAUAAUUACCAAGCAUUGUUGCUUCUCGUGAGGAUCUAUCUCCGUCUCGGCGCAGGAUCUCUUGCCCUUAAAACGUUCAGUAAACUCUCGGUCAAGCAAAUACAAUUCGAGACGGUGGCUCAUAAUCUUUUCACCCGUCUCGCGACCAUUCACCCACACUCUGCACCACCAAUCGAGGGAGCAGAGUACAAAGACUUCAACCCCCAGUCUGCUUUUGUCCAAGCACUCAACUUCUACAAAUCAGCCGAUGUCACGACUGUUAGGAACCGCUCCAAGGGACUGGAUUAUGGAAGCUACUUCAACGUACAGGGCACCAUUGAUCUGCAGAAACGCCUCAAGCAGAGUAUCUGCCGCAGGAUGUGGGCUCUGGAUGUGAGACGCAUACAGCGACUGGCUGGCGGAGACCCUAUGGGUCGUUACCAAGACAUGGCAAGAGAUACAUCACCUCUGAUCGACCAGCGUAUUUUUGAUGCAUUCAUGAAUUGUGAAGCACCUGGCCAACCCACAUUUGAGGAGCGAAUGCGCCUGGGACCCCUGCCUCGUGAUCAAUGGAUCAAAUCUUCAAGGAUGACUGACCAUCUCUUUGACCUUCUCAAAUCCAUGACGGCUCAGAAACCCGUCUCUGUGGAACCUGAGUUGCCUAGGGUUGAGGAUGUUGUGGGACCCGAAGCGGAAUCUGAAAUGACCCCGUCAGAGAUCGAAAGUGCCAGGGUGAACCUAAACAUUCUAACCCUGGCUUUGUUCCUGAACGGGUCGAAGUCAGUCACCUCGGAACAGGUGGAUAACUGUCUCACCCAGGUCGAGGAGUGGCUGGAGUCCAAGCUCAACGACGUCACUGUGAACGACGCCAAUGUCUCGCCAGUAAUAUCCAAUACGGCAAUCUACGUGAAAUCAGAGGCCCCAACUGCUCCAUCCUGGAGGUACUUCCAUAGCCUUUUCACCGUACUCGACUCGCUUAAGGCCCUGUCCCUUCUCUACACUGUUGGGUUGAGAAAGGGGACCAAGGGCAAGCUACCGAAAGAACGUGUCGAAAAGUUGGCUGACAGGACACGCCAAGUCCAUCAGGGUGUGCGAGCCAAUGUUCGAGCCCUCAAAUCUUUCAUCUCGGCUCCCGGUGUUCUCGGCUCGCUUACUGAUUUGGUUGUGGCCGGUUCUGGAAGCGAAGAUGGCUCCCAGCUUCGUACCGAGUUGGACAAGACUCUGGAUACGGCUGCUUUGGAGGUGUUCUGUGGUGAGCUGAUGGAGAGCUGGGAAGAAGGUCUUGGUGGGGUGUUCGCCGUGUCUAUGUAGAACUCAGCGAAGGCAGCAUGCAUUGAAGCAAUCAUGUGAAUUAGACAAUCCAUCCUUAGCCAAGUUUGCUCAUAACAAUACAAUCUAUCC
Aspergillus welwitschiae is the source of this 3077-nucleotide messenger RNA. Its product is annotated as MDM20/NAA25 family protein. Gene Ontology annotation, cellular component: NatB complex; cytoplasm. The record is from RefSeq and is a predicted model, not a curated record. Gene Ontology annotation, molecular function: protein-N-terminal amino-acid acetyltransferase activity. The coding region runs from base 156 to 2987 and encodes 943 amino acids. NCBI's taxonomy places the organism in Eukaryota, Fungi, Ascomycota, Eurotiomycetes, Eurotiales, Aspergillaceae. The transcript is spliced from 8 exons. Gene Ontology annotation, biological process: N-terminal peptidyl-methionine acetylation.